AUGGGUAUUAUUGGUUUAUCUAAAUUAAUCGCUGAUAUCGCCCCACAAGCGGUUAAAGAAAUGGAGAUCAAGAACUACUUUGGCCGAAAAGUUGCUAUUGAUGCAUCCAUGAGCCUAUACCAAUUUUUAAUAGCAGUUCGGAGCGAAGGUGCCCAAUUAACUUCUGUGGAUGGUGAAACCACGUCCCACUUAAUGGGUACAUUUUACCGUACAAUACGACUUGUGGAGAAUGGUAUUAAGCCAGUGUAUGUCUUUGAUGGAAAACCACCAGAAAUGAAGUCACAUCAACUAAAUAAACGAGCUGAAAGAAGGGAGGAAGCAGAGAAGGAAUUGCAAAAGGCUACUGAAGCUGGUGAUCAAGCAUCUAUAGAGAAGUUUAACCGUCGGCUAGUGAAAGUUACUAAGCAACAUGGAGAGGAAGCAAGGGAAUUGCUUAAGCUGAUGGGAGUUCCUGUAGUUGAGGCUCCUUGUGAGGCAGAGGCACAGUGUGCUGCUUUGGUAAAGUCAGGCAAGGUGUACGCAGUGGCAACAGAAGAUAUGGAUGCCUUAACAUUUGGCUCUAAUGUACUGUUGCGCCAUCUUACAUUCUCCGAAGCUAGAAAAAUGCCUGUCCAAGAGUUCCACCUAGAUCAAGUAUUAUCAGGCUUAGAACUUAAACACGAUGAGUUUAUAGACUUGUGCAUCCUCCUUGGUUGUGACUACUGUGGAUCAAUUAGAGGUAUCGGUCCCAAGAGAGCCAUAGAAUUAAUUAGGCAACACCGUUCCCUUGAAGAGGUAUUGAGGAAUAUUGACACAAACAAAUAUCAGCCACCGGAGAAUUGGGAUUACUUGGAUGCUAGACGCCUAUUUCUUGAACCGGAGGUGACUGAUGCUGGCGAAAUAGAACUAAAAUGGUCGGAUCCAGAUGAAGACGGUCUAGUUAAGUUCCUAUGUGGAGAUAAACAGUUCAACGAAGAGAGAGUUAGGAAUGGAGCCAAGAAGCUACUCAAAGCCCGAAGCGGUACUACUCAGGGGAGACUAGACGGUUUCUUUAAGGUACUCUCAACAACGCCGAACCCAAAACGUAAAGCCGAAGAAGAGAAGAAGAAUGCAAACAAAAAAGCUAAAACUGGCGGUGGACGCGGUAGAAAACCUAAAUAG
Molecule: messenger RNA, 1140 nt
Organism: Leptosia nina
Lineage: Eukaryota; Metazoa; Arthropoda; Insecta; Lepidoptera; Pieridae
Source: the annotation of a GenBank genome assembly